GUUUCCGCCAUAACAGAAGAUGGUUUGGAUCGAGUGAGGUAAACCGAGAAGGGAUUGCAAGGAUCCGCAUUCCAAUUUUUCCCGAUUUCAGCGAGCCGAACGCGUAUUGAUUCCGUGGAGGAUUUCUAUUUGGUUUUGGCAAUCGGGCGGCGCGAUGGAGAUGGCGAAUCAGACGGAAGCGCCGCCUCCCCGGCAGCCGCAUCCGCCGUCGGAGGCCAAGAAGGAAGGAAGGGACGGAUGGAAGGCGAGCAAUUGGUUCGGAGGGGCAAAGCCGCUGCCUGUGUUUGCUUUAUUCGCCCUCGUCCUGCUUCUCACUGUGCUCUCGGGAGUCCAUCGCGUUUCGUUUCUUGAUCGGUUCCUCGCGCCACUGCCAGAAGCGGAACAAAAAGGUUCAGUGGACGAAUCCCUCGGCGGCCUGCUCUCCCUUGCAUUUGAUGAAGCCUCUUGCAGAAGCCGAUUCGAGUCUGCAAAAUUGUUGAAACCUCUGAACCACACCCCUUCUCCGUAUCUCUCAGAGAAGCUACGAAGCUACGAAGCUCUCCACAGAAAAUGCGGCCCGAACACCGAGCUCUACCGCGAGAGCAUCAGGCAGUUGAACUCCAACCGCAGUGGCGGCGGCCCGACGGAGUGCAACUACGUGGUGUGGUUGCCACAGCAUGGCUUGGGCAACAGGAUGAUCAGCAUAACCUCUGCUUUCCUCUACGCUCUCCUCAACGACAAAGUCCUACUGCUCUUCUUCCCUGACUACAUGAACGGCCUCUUCUGCGAGCCGUUCCCCAACACCACUUGGCUUCUACCAUCUGAUUUCCCUAUCACGCGUGUGACCUCGAUCUUCGAUAAAGAUCCAAAUCGAUAUGGGAAUUUGCUCAGAGAUAAGAUCCUCAGUAAUGACAUGAACAUCACCAAUGCUUCGAUUCCGCUGCCAGCUUAUCUGUACCUUCACCUCGUACAUAACAACAAUGACUACGACAGAAUGUUCUACUGCGAAGAUGGUCAGCUGCUGCUUCGACAGUUCCCAUGGUUAUUGCUGAGGUCGAACCAGUAUUUCGUCCCAGCUUUGUUUCUCAUACCGAUGUUCGAGCAGGAGCUCGGCUUGCUCUUCCCUGAGAGGACGACCGUGUUUCAUCUCCUGGGAAGGUAUCUCUUCCAUCCAUCCAACGCGGUUUGGGGCUACGUAACAAGGUACUACCAAGCAUACCUAGCAAAUGCAGAAGAAAUAUUGGGCGUCCAGAUCAGGACAUUUGCAGAAGUCGAUCUCGACAAGCACUCGAGUUAUAUAAUGAACUGCGCGAUCUCAAAGAACUUGCUGCCCAGUCUCGAUACGAAAGACGCCGCUGCUCUUUCGGACACCAUCCGAGUCAAACCGAAAGCUGUCCUCGUGACCAGUUUGAAGACUGAGUACUUCGAGAGGAUAAGGGACACGUACUAUAGGAAUGCGACGGCGACAGGAGAGGUGAUCGGCGUCUAUCAGCCGAGCCAUGAAGAGAAACAAUUCACAGAGAAGUUGGAUCACAACGUGAAGGCUCUGGCGGAGAUUUAUCUCUUGAGCUUGAGCGACUCGUUGAUUACGAGUCAGUAUUCUACGUUUGGGUAUGUAGCGCAAGGGCUGGGUGGAAUUCGACCGUGGUUGCUCGUGAGGCCCGAUGAUGAGAACCUUUGCCUGCAAUCCUCGACGAUGGAACCCUGCUUCCACUUCCCUCCCUCGUUUGAGUGCAAGUCGAGAAGGGAAUUAGACCUCGGCUCCGUGGUUCCAUAUUUGAGACACUGUGAAGACAAGGCCGCUGGUAUCAAAUUGUUUUAUUAGAAGUUUUGAGUCAACUUACUACAGAGUUUGGAGAGUACUGGUAGCGUAUAAAGUUGAGUCAGCUGUGUGCAGAACUAUACAUGAGGAUUCACAUGUGGAAUUUCAAGUGGUGAUACUCGUGUUUAGAUGAUACAAUUUGUACUUGUGAUUGUCGAUCUCAGUGAGGAUUAAAGGCAUGAUGUAUUGAUAAAGUAUUUAAUAGAAUAAAUUAAAAGAUUAAAAUUUGAA
Messenger RNA from Zingiber officinale, 2032 nucleotides. RefSeq names its product probable fucosyltransferase 8. NCBI's taxonomy places the organism in Eukaryota, Viridiplantae, Streptophyta, Magnoliopsida, Zingiberales, Zingiberaceae. Gene Ontology annotation, cellular component: membrane; Golgi apparatus. The transcript has 2 exons. Bases 155 to 1804 code for a protein of 549 amino acids. Gene Ontology annotation, molecular function: galactoside 2-alpha-L-fucosyltransferase activity. Gene Ontology annotation, biological process: xyloglucan biosynthetic process; cell wall biogenesis. The record is from RefSeq and is a predicted model, not a curated record.